UUCUUGCCAGAUGCUAUUUCUGAGACAAGUGGCGUGGCGUGUGCCAAAGCCAUAACCAUAAGUAUACUAUUUUUGCUGAAAUAACUUUUUAAUAGAAACAAAAUGCGAGAGGAAAUACAAUUUAACAUUAAGUUUUGCCAAGAAGUCCAAAAACAUGCAAAUUUAUACGAUUAUUUUCGAUCUGAUUAUUGUUUAUUAAAUAAAACCCUAUCAGAUCAGACAUGGAAGAAAAUUUCUAAAAAAUUUUCAGCAAGUACCAGCGAUUGCAAGGAACGUUGGAAAAACAUACGAGGAAGCUACUCCAAAUAUACUUUAAAGGUAAAAAAAUGUGCCGAGGGAUCCAAGAAAGUCAAGGAGUAUUAUCUUGCGCCAUACCUCUCCUUCUUGGAUCCGUUCUUAAAGUCCCGUGACACAACGGGCUAUGCAGUUAUUGAAAAGUCCAGCGAAACCGACGAAUCAUUGUUUAAAAGCGAAGCAGAAAUAAGUGAGUGCGAGGAUAAUUACGAUAAUUGUGAAGUAGUGAUGCCUGAUGAAUGUCUAUCUGUUCACUCAUCUCAAUCGUCUACUUCGCCAAACAGUAAUUCCCUAAAUGAUGAGUCCACAUUUGAAAUUAAACCACCUGAAUCGAAAUAUCACAGAAAGAGAAAGAUCUCAGCAAUAACUCAGGACUAUGAUUUCAACGGACGACGUAUGAAAUCAUAUAAGUCGUCAAAAGAACCCGAUCUACCUGACUCUGAUUUGGCUUUUCUCCAUAGUAUUCUGCCCGACUUGAAGUCCAUGAAUAGCAGCCAAAAACGACACUUUAAAAUAGGGAUUUUAGAUUUGGCUGAGAAAAUUCUAACACCCACCUCCACCAGCCAACAAGUUCCUGCCUCUUCUUCUACGACGUUAAAAUUUGAGAGCCCGUAAUGGUUUUCUUUUUUCUGAAGCUGAUAAAUACUCACUUCAUUUAAAUUAAUAAAUAAUUUAAUUUCAAAAUUACA
Messenger RNA from Eupeodes corollae, 983 nucleotides. RefSeq lists its product as uncharacterized. Gene Ontology annotation, molecular function: DNA binding. Gene Ontology annotation, biological process: regulation of transcription by RNA polymerase II. Gene Ontology annotation, cellular component: transcription regulator complex; nucleus. The coding region runs from base 103 to 909 and encodes 268 amino acids. The transcript is spliced from 2 exons. Lineage: Eukaryota; Metazoa; Arthropoda; Insecta; Diptera; Syrphidae. The record is from RefSeq and is a predicted model, not a curated record.